AUGUCUAGGGAAUUUGGCUUUAUCAAAGAUCUAAAAAAGGACGUAAAUGUUUGUAAAGUUGGUUUUAGAGUUCUUGACUUAUGGACUGUCACUGCUAGCAAUGGUCGUCAGCAUCUCGAACUUAUAAUUUGUGAUGGAAAGGGUGACAGAGCUCAUGCGAUAACUCGACAGGCCGACUUUCAGCGUUUGAAGUCAUCGAUUGAAGAAAACCAGACCUAUGUUUUGCAUAAUUGUCUUAUGUUCGAUAAUGAUGUUUUAUUCAAACCUGUGGAUUAUCCAUUUAAGUUGGUAUUUGGUGCUGGUACAAAGGUCACAAGGAGUGAUAAGCUCACUGAUAUUCCUUCUCAUGAGUUUAGAUUUAAGUCAUUUAAGGAGAUUGGAGAAGGGGUAUUUAAAGAUGAUGUUUUAUAUGAAAUCAUCGGUGUUAUCCAUGAAAUUGGUAAGACAACAGUUAUUGGUGAUGGGAAAAAACCUUGCACUAAUAUUGUGCUGAGAGAUGAGAGUGGAAAUUUGGUGGAUGUGACCUUAUGGGAUAAAUAUUCUGUGCAACUGAUGACAUUUCUUGCUGAGCGGAAAGAUAGAGGGUCAGUUAUUUUGAUACUAACUCACGCUCAAUGCAAGCUUGCAGAUAAUGGUAAGCCAAAUCUUUGCAACAAUUGGUCGGUUUCUAAGUUGCUUAUUAAUUUGAAGCAUCCAGUUGUUGAGGCAUUUAGAGCUAGUCUUCAAGCUCAGGGCCAUAGGUUUGAUCAGAGCUUAUGUCAGGUUUCAUCCUCUUCUCAACGUGUCAACUAUGAUGAGUUUUCGAAUCUCUCUGGUGUUAAAUCUAUUGCUGAGUUUAGAGAUUUCGAUAAGGAUACCUAUUGUAUUACUGUUGCGAAGUCACUUAAGUUCAAUCCUAAUCGAUAUGGAUGGUAUUAUGAAACCUGCACUAAGUGUACCAAAGCUUCAAGGUCGGGUGGUGCGAGUUACAAAUGCUCAUGUGGGGAGGAAGUUGAGGUUCCGCUGACUAGGUAUAAGGUCGUUGUGAUAAUGGAGUAUCGUGAUCAUAAGGCUGAAUUUUUAUUUUGGGACAAGGAAUGUUUUCAAAUUCUUGGAGUUGCUGCUGAUACUCUUAGAAAGACAAUGCAACAGGUUGGUGAGGAUGAUCCUCAUAUAUAUCCUGAAGUUCUAGACAAGUUGCUUAAGAUUGAAUUUGCAUUGCGUGUAAAGUAUCAGCUAGGUGCAGAAGGUUAA
Molecule: messenger RNA, 1233 nt
Organism: Medicago truncatula (barrel medic)
Lineage: Eukaryota; Viridiplantae; Streptophyta; Magnoliopsida; Fabales; Fabaceae
Product: replication protein A 70 kDa DNA-binding subunit A-like
Exons: 10
Coding region: 1-1233 (410 amino acids)
Source: RefSeq, a predicted model, not a curated record